Ostrea edulis (European flat oyster) is the source of this 881-nucleotide messenger RNA. RefSeq lists its product as uncharacterized. Lineage: Eukaryota; Metazoa; Mollusca; Bivalvia; Ostreida; Ostreidae. The record is from RefSeq and is a predicted model, not a curated record. The transcript has 4 exons. The coding region runs from base 280 to 678 and encodes 132 amino acids.
CUGCGAGAUCGGAUUUCACACCAGCACUAAUGGUUGCGAGCGGAAACAAGAGAGCGUGUUUAUUCUGUGAUGAUGUACCGAUAAUCUUUUGUUGUAAGUUUUUGCAAUAUCAUAAUCUGUAAAUUUCCUCCCUGACGGACACGAGACGGAGAACUCUGAUCUACGUCAUCUUCCCGUUUGUCAUCCGUACUCCUACUGCUUUGUGAUUGGCUGCACGUCUAUAAAACUAUAUGCCGCCGUCGGUGAAGUCCACUUUGAAUUUGAACUCAGUCCAGUAUCAUGAUGAAUGUUGCAAGCAGCAGCAUGUUGAGAAUAUUUGUGAUUGCCCUUUGGACUUUAACAAUCGUGUUCAAACAAACACACGGACUGUCUGCGCUGGAAACCAUGGUAGCGGAGGAAGCUAAGGACGAUUAUUUGAGGGAUGUCGAUGCGGACGAUUCGGUGCUACAUCAGAGAACGCGAGAGGAAGAUUUGAGGAAGCUCAUCUUAAAGAAAUUGCGGUUUCGAGAUCUACAGAGCGAUUCUUCAUCAGAUGUGCUUAGUGAUUUAGUGAAGAGAGUCCCCGAUGCCUACCGUUUUGGAGACUCAUUGGUGGACAAAGUGGCAGCUUUACUACGAUUUAAAAUGCGCCCCACCAAGAGCCCCCAAGUCAGAAUGCCAAGCCUUCGCUUUGGCUGAAGAAUCCGACGUGAGAACUGUGCUAGAACUGUGGAAACGAGAUUUCCAUUAAUGUGUUGCACAAUUUUUAUACGAUCAAUGUGGCAUUCAUUUGUACGUAUAACAGCAUCGCUUGAAGUUGCCGACUAAGGUAUUACGCCAACAAUGACAUCUCAUGUAGAAUUCUUGAAAUAUUUCAUAUAAAAAUUGAAUACCAGACUUUA